Messenger RNA from Helianthus annuus (common sunflower), 2247 nucleotides. Its product is annotated as LEAF RUST 10 DISEASE-RESISTANCE LOCUS RECEPTOR-LIKE PROTEIN KINASE-like 1.2. Lineage: Eukaryota; Viridiplantae; Streptophyta; Magnoliopsida; Asterales; Asteraceae. Bases 130 to 2118 code for a protein of 662 amino acids. Gene Ontology annotation, molecular function: polysaccharide binding; protein kinase activity; ATP binding. Gene Ontology annotation, biological process: protein phosphorylation. The record is from RefSeq and is a predicted model, not a curated record. The transcript has 4 exons.
UUCGUCAUAUCCUAACUCAUAUUAUUGUUUCAAGUCAAAUAAAGACACACCACCUAUUAAACCUCCGUUAUUAUAUCAUCAUCUCUACUCAAACAACAACCAAAUCCCUUCAAAUCUCUUGAAAAAAUCAUGAAAAAACAAUACCCAACAAUCUUCCUUUUCUUCUCCUUCUUCUUCCUUUUCAACUAUUCAUUCAGUCUGGAUCCAAUAUUCGAAUCUUGUGUCCCCAAGGAUUGUGGAGAUGGAAUCAACAUCUCUUAUCCAUUCUUUAUCCAUGAUAUCCAGGAUCCGAAUUGCGGGUAUCCUGGAUUUGAGCUCCACUGCAACAACAGGUCAACCAUUCUUCAGUUACCGGAGAGCAACUUCACUGUUAAGCAUAUUGAUUACAACAAAAGUCGUAUUCGACUCCAAAGCUCCAUGUUUACGUCAAACCGGACUGAUCAUUGCCUCUCAACGAUCAGGAACAUAACUUCUGAUCCUAACCGCUUCAUGAUCGACAACAACACGACUACAAAGCUGUAUUCGAUAUCGAGUUGCUCUAGUAACGUCUCUAGGGUUUUGGAAAAGUAUAGGAACCGUUUGUGUGAGAAUGAGGAGUAUGUUAUGGUUAAAGAUGAUACGAAUUUUAAAAACUUAACAGACGGUUGUGGCCGUGGUGGUAAGAUCGUGGCGAUGCCUGUGGAAUUGGGUGGCGGAGGGGUGGUAGACGGUGGGAAUUAUACGAAGGUGGUGGAAAAAGGGUUUGAUAUGCGGUGGCGUGCGGGGGAUUGUGAUGUUUGUGAGACUAGUGGUGGGAGGUGCGGGUUUAAUAGGACGGUUUUUCAGUUUCGGUGUUAUUGUCCCGAUAGGCCACACAUGGUGAGUUGCAAACCUGAAAAACCAAAAAAACCAAACCAUAAACUGAUAGUCAUCACAGUUGUUGCUGGAAGUGUUCUCGUCUUUGCAAUCGCUACCACCAUUUUCUUUAUUCGCCGUACCUACAAACGCAAAGUUUCUGCUUAUUUUUCGUCGAAGGAUAAAUCCCGAGAACUUGAAGAUGCUAGUGUGUAUUUUGGUGCGUCGGUUUUCUCCUAUGCCGAACUUCAAGACGCCACGCAACAUUUCGAUUCUUCCAAGGAGCUAGGCGAUGGAGGCUUCGGAACCGUUUAUUAUGGUAAGCUUCGUGACGGUCGAGAAGUCGCAGUGAAACGACUUUACGAUCACAACUAUAAACGAGUCCAACAAUUCAUGAACGAGGUUGAAAUCCUAACUAGAUUACGACAUAAAAACCUUGUAUCACUCUACGGUUGCACUUCUCGCAUGAGUCGUGAACUCGUUUUGGUCUACGAGUACAUCCCUAACGGCACGGUAGCUGACCACCUUCAUGGUGACCGCGCAAAAGAGAGCCCGCUGACAUGGCAAACCCGUAUGAAAAUCGCCAUUGAAACAGCCAACGCGCUUGUAUACCUUCAUGCAUCCGAGAUCAUACACCGAGAUGUGAAAACUAACAAUAUUCUUCUUGAUAACAACUUUUGUGUUAAAGUAGCGGAUUUUGGGCUAUCGAGGUUGUUACCUAAUGAUGUUAGUCAUGUCUCAACCGCGCCCCAAGGGACCCCGGGUUAUGUGGACCCAGAGUACCACCAGUGUUAUCAGCUGACGUAUAAAAGUGAUGUUUAUAGUUUUGGAGUUGUUUUAAUUGAAUUAAUUUCAUCAAUGCCCGCUUUUGAUAUUAGUAGGUCUAGAGAUGAGAUUAAUCUAGCUAACAUGGCAAUAAACCGGAUCCAAAGAUGUGCUCUAGACGAGCUAAUCGACCCGUUUCUAGGAUCCGACCCGGAAAUCGAGAAAAUGACGACAUUGGUGGCGGAAUUGGCGUUUCGGUGUUUGCAAUUUGAUUUGGAAAUGAGGCCUACAAUGAAUGAGGUGUUGGAGGUUUUGAAGGGGAUUCAAGUGGAGGAAAAUAGUGAUGAUGUUACCGAGUUGACUAUUGUAAAGUUCGAAAUGCCGCCUCCUUCGCCAGAAAACGAAGGCGUAGGGUUGUUAAAAGGGCGGAUCAUGGCGUCGCCGAUCUCCGUGACCGCGAAAUGGCAUAGCACUAGUAGUGGAGUUGUUACCACAUCAAACACUAGUGUGUGUAAUUGAGGGGUUAUAACUUAUAUGCACAUGUAUAGAGUAGUACUGUUUUUUAUAUAAAAUUUUGUAGCCAUGAAAGUUCACACAUGGAACGCAUGUAACAUGGAAUUUAAGUAAACAUAUAGAAAAGGAUAAAAA